Glycine soja is the source of this 1503-nucleotide messenger RNA. Its product is annotated as scopoletin glucosyltransferase-like. Gene Ontology annotation, molecular function: UDP-glycosyltransferase activity. The transcript has a single exon. Lineage: Eukaryota; Viridiplantae; Streptophyta; Magnoliopsida; Fabales; Fabaceae. Bases 55 to 1503 code for a protein of 482 amino acids. The record is from RefSeq and is a predicted model, not a curated record.
GCCAUACCGAGUCCCCUUCUCCUUGUUUCUGUGCAUCAUCUGAAUUUCUUAAAGAUGGGCAGUAACUAUGGUCCUUUACACAUAUUUUUCUUCCCCUUCAUGGCACAUGGCCAUAUGAUACCUUUGGUUGACAUGGCCAAACUAUUUGCUGCAAAGGGUGUGAGAACCACCAUAAUCACCACACCACUUAACGCACCCAUCAUCUCCAAAACUAUAGAACAAACCAAAACUCAUCAAAGCAAAGAGAUCAACAUUCAAACCAUCAAGUUCCCCAAUGUUGGGGUUGGUUUACCAGAAGGAUGUGAACACUCUGACUCAGUCCUUUCAACAGAUUUAUUUCCGAUUUUCCUUAAGGCCACUACGCUGAUGCAAGAGCCCUUUGAGCAACUAUUGCUUCACCAGCGUCCAAAUUGUGUUGUUGCUGACUGGUUUUUCCCAUGGACAACUGAUUCUGCUGCCAAGUUUGGAAUUCCCAGGCUCGUGUUCCAUGGGAUUAGUUUUUUCUCCUUGUGUGCAACCAAAAUAAUGAGUCUCUACAAGCCUUACAACAACACUUGUUCUGACUCGGAGCUAUUCGUUAUUCCUAAUUUUCCCGGUGAAAUCAAAAUGACAAGGUUGCAGGUGGGAAAUUUCCAUACGAAAGAUAACGUGGGCCACAACAGCUUUUGGAAUGAAGCGGAGGAGUCAGAAGAGAGGAGCUAUGGGGUGGUUGUUAAUAGCUUCUAUGAACUUGAGAAGGAUUAUGCAGAUCAUUACAGGAACGUGCACGGAAGAAAAGCAUGGCAUAUAGGCCCUUUGUCUCUUUGCAACAGGAAUAAGGAGGAAAAAAUAUAUAGAGGAAAAGAAGCGUCUAUUGAUGAGCACGAGUGCUUAAAGUGGCUGGACACGCAAACAACUAAUUCAGUUGUUUACGUGUGUUUUGGAAGUGCGGUAAAGUUUUCUGAUUCACAGCUUCUAGAGAUUGCUAUGGGACUUGAGGCAUCGGGACAACAAUUCAUCUGGGUCGUUAGGAAAAGCAUCCAAGAAAAGGGAGAGAAAUGGUUACCUGAAGGAUUUGAGAAAAGAAUGGAAGGCAAGGGACUAAUCAUAAGAGGGUGGGCGCCUCAAGUGUUGAUCCUUGAACACGAAGCCAUUGGUGCGUUUGUGACACAUUGUGGAUGGAAUUCGACGUUGGAAGCAGUGAGUGCUGGGGUGCCCAUGAUCACUUGGCCUGUGGGUGCGGAACAAUUUUUCAAUGAGAAGUUGGUGACUGAGGUACUUAAAAUUGGUGUGCCUGUUGGUGUUAAAAAAUGGAGUUACUCUGGGGUGGAUUGUUGUGCAAAGUGGGAUGUUGUAGAGAAGGCUGUGAAAAUGGUAUUUGCAAAGGAGUUAGAGGGAAUGAGAAAAAGAGCAAAAGUGUUGGCGCAGAUGGCAAGACGGGCGGUGGAAGAAGGAGGAUCUUCUGACUCAAAUUUGGAUGUUUUAAUUCAGGAGUUGGGCACUCUCUCCUCCCUUUCCCGUUAA